Knipowitschia caucasica is the source of this 861-nucleotide messenger RNA. The record is from the annotation of a GenBank genome assembly. Lineage: Eukaryota; Metazoa; Chordata; Actinopteri; Gobiiformes; Gobiidae.
AUGGAGCCUCACCCAUUCAAGGCGACGCGGAGCGGUGACAGCAGCAGCAGCAGCAGCCUCCGUGUGCUCCGACCGAUCCCCCGCUAUCUGCCCACUGCACAGCCCCCGAUCAUGGAGGAAAUCAACAACAUCGAGGUGGUCCCCUGCACAGACUCCGAGUACCUGAAGCCUCUCACGGUGCACUACAACCAGAAUGGCACAAAGAAAUCCUGGGACUACAUGCGGACCCACGACAGUGUAUCAGUCCUGAUCUUCAACACCACCUCACACUGUUUUGUCCUCGUCAAACAGUUUCGUCCAGCCGUCUACAUGUGCGAAUGGGAAAGAGGCAAGUCCCAGUCGGCUAAAGCAGCAGCAGCUGCCGCAGCCGCAGCAUCAGAGAAGAAGGAAGAAGGGGCUGCCGAGGCGUCCGAAGCCCAGGAGGCGGCGUCCAGUGCUGGGGAGGGCAGCUCUGAGUGGCCCCCUGCCUGUGCGGGGGUCACCUACGAGCUCUGUGCCGGCCUCGUGGACAAACCACAGCUGUCCCUGGAGGAGAUCGCCCGACAAGAGGUUCUGGAGGAGUGCGGCUACGACAUCCCAGCAGCGAAACUCAAGAAGAUCACGUCCUACAGGUCGGGCGUGGGAGUAACCGGCUCCAAACAGACCAUGUUCUACGCCGAGGUCUCCGACGAUAACCGUGUGAGCGCUGGAGGAGGAGAGCCCAAGGAGGGAGAGCUCAUCGAGGUGGUGAAGAUCCCUCUGCACGAAGCCAUGACAUUCGCCUACAACGAGCGCAUACCCAAGACCAUGGGCGUGAUCUUUAGUUUUAUGUGGUUCCACAAUAACAUGGCCCCCAGGUAUAAGAUCUCCACCAACGUCUAA